AGACCACAGGAGAUAACUAAGAGAUGGCGAACGUACUUCGAAGAAAUGUCGUCUACUGCCAGCAUUGGCACAGCCAUCUCACCAGCUGACCCUGUGAAAGGACCAGUACCACGCAUAACAGCAGAGGAAGUAUGGCUUGCUAUAGCAAGGAAUGGCAAGGCUUCUGGUCCAGAUGACAUACCAAGCGAAUUCUGGAAAGAAUGCGGAUGA
Strongylus vulgaris is the source of this 210-nucleotide messenger RNA. The record is from the annotation of a GenBank genome assembly. Lineage: Eukaryota; Metazoa; Nematoda; Chromadorea; Rhabditida; Strongylidae.